This is a messenger RNA of Cercocebus atys (sooty mangabey), 12496 nucleotides long. RefSeq names its product sterile alpha motif domain containing 12 (gene SAMD12). Gene Ontology annotation, cellular component: cytoplasmic side of plasma membrane. The transcript has 4 exons. The record is from RefSeq and is a predicted model, not a curated record. The coding region runs from base 9833 to 10462 and encodes 209 amino acids. Lineage: Eukaryota; Metazoa; Chordata; Mammalia; Primates; Cercopithecidae. Gene Ontology annotation, biological process: cell surface receptor protein tyrosine kinase signaling pathway. Gene Ontology annotation, molecular function: protein binding.
UCACCGUGUUAGCCAGGAUGGUCUCGGUCUCUUGACCUCGUGAUCCGCCCACCUUGAAGUGCCCUUCUCUUCAGUCUUUUGUCUUGAUGCCCAAAAAAUCUUUUAGAGCAGUAGUUUACAUCUACUGCUGAGUGACAUCGUCUCUGGGCACAUUUGGGAUAUGUAGGAACUGCGGCUGGGGGCUGCUAUAGGUAUUUUGUGCCCAUGGCCAGAGAUAAUCAUGGCCUGCAGUGCAUGGCCUUCCCAUAUCAUGUUGCCAAGCCAUGGUCAAGCAAUGACCAGUUUACCCAACUCACUGAGAAAUGCUGCUUCAGAGAAUAAGGAGUUUUGCCAGAGGAACUGGAAUAGAAAAUACAGUUCGAAUUACUUAACAUCUAAGCUUUAGUCUCCACAUCUGGAAAAAAUGGACUCACUACUGGUUACCUCCUGGGCACAUUGUGAGGAUUAAAUAAAGGAGGGGGCUUCUGGAAAGGUGUCUGGAACCUGUAUCCUAAGUAAAUAUCACUCGUACACACAUCCCUUCUCUUAAGAAAAGCUAUACUAAUUGGCAUGUGUUUUAUAUCCUGAAUUUUCACUUAUUCAUGCCAGCCAGUUUUUCUAAUUAGUAACAAAUUAGAAGGGUUUUUACUAUGUGUAACAUUUUUCUUAAGUAAACUUGAACUUGAAUUUGUAAAAGUGUUAAUAGCAAGUAGUUCUCUCAUUCAUUUUGCUGAACCUGCAGCUGUGUGUUUAAGAUGAAAAAGAGGUGCCCUUUGUUUAUUGUUUUGUAACUACCCUGGGUUAUGUUUUCUUCUUAGUUUAAUUGCAACGUCCUAUCUAUGUCUCCUAGUCUGGUUGCGACCCAUGCUUUGCAUUUAUGGGCAGCUUACAAGUGUGCUUUCCAGCCCCAGAACAGGGUAUGAUCUUAUGGUCUGCAUUUGGAUUAGGAUUAUACUGGCAUCCAUUGUCUUUUUAAAAAAACAAAAACAAAAGCAGUGUAUUGUGAAACAAAUUAGCAGGACUAGAAACUAGGACCUCUUGGAAGGAGGUAGCAGGGACCCCAAACUAUUCCAUUCUCUAUGGACAGACUAUGUAUAGAUGGUUGCGCCUAUUGAUGUUUUCUAACGGAAGUGGGUUGCAGUAUUAUUCAGGGAGAAGAAAAAUGUGGAUUCAUUGGGGACAGUGUUGUAUUCAUCUUUGUAUUCAUCUCUGUAUUCCAGGGAUGGUGCCUGGCACUUAGGAGGCCCACAGUCAUUUGUUUCAUGAAUGACAUAUAAAUGCACGAGUCCCUAGAUCUAGAGAAGGGUUUUUUACCCCUCAUCCCCAAUUCCUUUUCUUGCUUCAUCCUCAGAGAUUUAUGAAAAAAGUAGGGAGGAUGGACAUUGUACAUGGUAAUUUCUAUUCCAGGUCUAACAGAAUAGCACCUCUCACAUGGCAGAAAAAAUGAUUUCCAAUAUUCAGCACUCACCUCUCUCCUCAAGAAAAACAUGUCAAAUGCAAGACUAUAUGCUCUUAAUGACAUCUAUAUUAAGAAAUCUGAAUUUUCCAUCAGUGAACACAUUAGCUUACCAAAUAUCUUCUGAUAAGUCAUUCAGUGCUCAGGUUCUAUGUUUUUUAUCCUGUAAGAGAGUGCAGAAACUACCCAUCGCCAAAAUAUUGUAAGGCUAAGUAAUAAUAACAGUGACUGGGAAAAUGGGAAGUGAGAUUGCGUCAAACACUUGUGACAAAUAGAAGCAGUCAUGGUAAACACUGGGCUUUGCAGCCCCAUAAAUGAUGACUUUGUACCCAACUUGAAUUCAGAACUACAUCACAGAGAGUAAAAGGAGUCACAUGGGAGAUAAAAACAUCAUUUUUAUCACAAGGGUAUAGUGGGUAAUUUUUUCUGACUUUGGGUUGGAGAGUAAGUGGGCUUGCUGAUAUCGUACCCAGCAGUGAACUUACCCGUCACAGGGAUGCCUCCCUCUACACUAGUGGCCCUUAACCUUUUUGGCACCAGGGAUAAGAUUUAUGGCAGACAGUUUUUCCAUGGGGGAUGGUUUUGGGAUGAAACUGUUCCACCUCAGAUCAUCAGGUAUUAGAUUCUCAAAAAAAAUGUGCAACCUAGAUCUCUUGCAUGUGCAAUUCACAGUAGGGUUUUCACUCCUCUGAGAAUGUAAUGCCUCCGCUGAUCUGACAGGAGGUAGAGCUCAGGCGGUAAUGCUUGCUUGCUCACUGCUCACCUGCGGCUGUGUGGCGCAGUUCCUAAAUAGGCCAUGGACUGAUACCAGUUCACCACCCAGGGGUUGGGGACCCCUGCGCUAUACCACUGACAGCUGGAGAGCAGAGAUAACUUGGGCUUCUGCAGCAGGCAGGUGGGACCCAAAGGAAGGGGGGGAACCUAUGCUUUGUGCCUUUUCACAGACUUGCUCAUCAGAGAGUUGACUUCUCCUCUCCUGAGGAGGACCCGGAGGGUGAAGAGGGAGACCAGAAGUAUAAUUCUGAUGGAUUUCCCUUCAUAGAACACAAGAAGCUCUGUCCUGCCUCUGUGUGACUCUCUUGGUGCUAGCUUACCUAUGCUUUCCUAACUAGCUUACCUAUGCUUUCCUAACUACCUUUUCUUCUUGAGAACAUCAUUUGAAUGUACCUCUUCUGGUGGCACUUUCUAAGAGCAUGGACUAUGUCUCAUGCCUCAUCCAUGAAGCUUGAAUGAAUGAAUGAAUAGAGACAAAUGAAGGAAUGGGUGGGUUUAUGACUGCUUUUGAUUUCCGCAGUAACUCCCAUACACACUUAAUGAGAACUUCCAACGGUGUUCCUCUGUAGAGCAGAUGUCGUGAAGGCAGUGAGAUGAUGGACAAGUUUCCCUCAUAGGUACUUAACUCUGGGGCAGCUUCAUGGUGUGAUUGUUAAACUAAUUACUCCCUGAUUCUCUCCCAUUCACUUAUUCCUGAGGGUCUUUUUUUCUUAUUUUUAUUAUGCUCUCUAGACCACCAGAUUUGACUUUCCUGCAUCAGCAGUUUCUGUUGAUCACUUUGUUUUAGGAAGGAGAUUGACGGCUAGAAGUUCGUCAUUGAAAAUUCCUGUCCAGUGACUGUGUGAACAAGAAUUGGGGCCUCCAACCUAGUUUGAAACUUGCUGUGGCAGCGGUUCCUGCCACCCCCAUCUCUUUUGUAGCCCUCUUAGCUAGUUCAGACAGGGCUUCAGUCUAAUCGCACUGUUGUAUUGCCUAGCCCAGCCCUUCCUAAUUCCUUUUAUCACACCCUUUCUUUCUCAUCUACCUUGCUGUUCUCUCAUGCCUGAAGAAACAAGGGCUGGUGCUGAGAAGCAGAAACUGGGAAACCUUUGCUGGUGUAGCUGUGUUUUGUAAUGCUGAGUCACAGUGGAUGAUGUGGUGACAUGUUACAAAGGUAGGGGAAACUGGGGAUCUGAAGCCCACGCUUGAACUCUGGCGAGUGAGUGUCAGAUGUUGUGUAUUUAAUUAUGAGAAAGAGGGGAUAUUGUAAAUGCUCAUCCACAGGCAUUCAAGCAGAUUGUGUGUAUCUGUUGAUAAGCAGUAGAGUAGCACCCAUGUACAAGGAACUCUAUGAGAUGUGGUGGGGAGUGUAAUAAGGAAGGGAGCUUAGCCCACUCUGCCCUCUGCCAGCCCCAGCCCUUCCCUGCAGCCUCCACUGGGGGAAGGAGACAGAGAAGCAGAUUAGACUGAAUGAUAUAAGUGCUAAAUAAAAGUACAAGCACCAUAACGUGGGAGGUCUGAGAACAAAUGGAGCAUUUGGUUCUGAGCUGGAUGGGGAUAGCCUAACGAAAGGAAUAGCAUUGAGUGAGCUUUUGAGUAGGAUUUUGAUGGGUGGGAAUCCGGGAAAAGGCACAAAACUGAGUAGUGUAUGUAUAAUGUGUGCUUCCUAAUGGAUUUCCCCCACGUCCCAGGGAUGUGGUAGUUUAGUCCUUUAUAGGAAGGAAAGUGAAUGGGGAGCCUCCUAACUCAUGUCUGGUAAAGUCCUUUUCCUAAGGGCUGUAUUAUUUGCCUGGCCAAACCUGCAACAUUCCCCACAGUCCAGUUGGAUCUUGCAUAUGGUCCUUUUGAAACCACAAGAGCAAGCGUGGAAAGCUGCUCUCUUGUAAAUCAAGUUGAUUCCUCCCCAGUUUUCUGAAGUGGAAUGUAGCAGCACCACCCGUUCUGAGCUGGCUCAUGAGAGCAAACUUGGCUAUAUUUAGUCUGAUUUUUCUAAAGUGUGGGUGCAAGAAUCUGCUUGUACAGCUUGCCUCCCGUGUGAAGAGCAGGACAGGACAGCAGCUGUCGGGUGACAGCGGUGGCCCACCUCACUGCCUUCAGCAGCCUCCUUCCCAGAGCGCUAGGGCUGGGAAGAGCCCAUUGGCAGGUUUUGUUCCUUUGCUCCUCCUUGCUUCCUGCCCUUGCUGCUGCAGAAGUUGUUUGUGUUUUAGUCGGCAAAUCCUGACUCUCAAGUGAUUUGACAGAUGCUUGUGGAUUGUCUAUGGGGUGUGGCUCUCAGAGCUACAGCUGCCCUGGAGACCUGGGGUACAGAAUGGGCUCAGGCCUGCUCAUGGUUUGUCACUGCCUCCACAGUGCACGACUCUUCCCUGGGGAUCAUAGCAGUCACAGUGUUGUCUUUAAAUGCUUUACAUGUGCAACAUCUGCAACCGGGCUAGAUGUGAACCCCAGCUCCUCCCAGGACCUGUUGGGUGCCUGGGUAAUUCACUGGACAGCUCGGAGACUCCUUUGCCUGUCUAUCAAACGAGAAUAUUAAUGGUAAUGACCUCAUGGGCAUGUUGAGAAGGUUAAAUUAGUAUAAGGGAAGCUCUUAAGACCUGGUUUGUGGUAGGUGCUCAGUAAACACUGAGUAAGGUGUUAGACAAGAUGAUGGUGAUGAUGCUGUCUGUUUCACCUUGUCUUCCUGCCAUACUUAUCAAAGCAUCUAAGCCAUUUUUAUAGCAUUUUUACAGUCCUGUGAUAUUACAGUCUGGCAUAAUAGUGCAUGCUCAAUGAGGGAAUGUGGGUUAUCAGAGUUGGAAGAACACCAACAAAGUGUCAUUGAUAAAAUACAAGGCAUUCUCAGCUUAAAAUGCAUUAUUUGAUGUAUUCAUUAUCUGACUCUGUGCAGUUAUGAGGCAACAGAGGGAAGUAAAAGUUAUGAUUAUAUUCACUAAAGACUCAUCACUUACAUAAUUUUUCUCUACCACAAAUUUACUUGCCACUUAACACCAGCAGUUUUGUAGGCUGGCCUCUCUCUGAUUGUCUGAUCAUCAUCCAUCCAUACAAUAUGUAUGCAAAGUAAGUUGAUUACAAAGAGAAAUUUCAGAUCUUGCAAAAGAGAAAAUAGUUCAUGGACUCUAUGAAAGUGACAUUGGGAAACUGCUGGAAUCAUGUGCCAUGGCCCAAUUAAGAUCUGACUGAGUUAGGCCAGAUAACCAUUAAAGAAGAGAAAAUUGAUUAAGAUAUUGACUUGAUAGGCAUUAAAGAGAAAUAUUAGGACCUUUUAGGGAUUAAGAGAAGUCUUUAGUGAAAAGAGAUGCUCUAAAUAUUUUGGGGAAAAAUGAUCUCCUUUAUAAUCGUGCUAUGAAAAGUCAAGUAUGAAAUGAAAGAUAUUUUGUCCUGCUGACGUAAGUCCUGUUGCUGAAGUUAUAUAACAAAUAAAAAAUUGAAUCUUUUUUUGUUCUAAGAAUUAACACAUAUUUUCAAUUAUAACCUAAAUUUGGGUAAAUAUCAGAUAAACUUCUCCCUUUUUCUUUUCAAGGUAAAUUACCAUUGAAACUCACUAUUAAUUUUGAAACUCUAGCCCCCAUUUCAAGUAUAUUCUUUUUCUUCCUUUCUCUUUCAUGGUUUUUUAUUGGUAUUUAAAUUGGUUUUAAACCUUGGGUUGUUUAGAUACAAUUUACAUACAGUAAAAUCAACUAUUGUAGUUCUUUAAGUUUUGGUAAAUGUAGUCUUGUAACCACUACCACCAUCAAGAUAGACAGCAAUUUGAACACCUUGUAAAGUUUCCUUAUGCCCCUUUGUGGUCAGUGGUCAGUCUUUCCUUCCACUUGCAGCCCCUGACAAGUACUGCUCUAAAGUCUGUGCCUAGACUUUUGCCUUUUCUAGAUUUCAUGUAAAUGGUGUCAUACACUGUGUUGCCAUUUGAGUCUGGUUUCUUUCACUGAGUGUAAUGCAUUGAAAUUCUUCCAUGUUGUUGCCUGAUUCAAUAGUUCAGCUCUUUUCAUCGCUCACUAAUAUUCCAUGGAAUAUCUAUACAGCAGUUUAUUCACCAAUUGAAGUACAUUUAGGUUGUUUCCAGUAAUUGGUAAUUAUGAGUAAAACACUAAAAGCAGUUGCUUACAGGUUGUGCAAACCUAAAUUUAUUUCUCUUGUGUAAAUAGCUAGGAGUGGGAUUUUCAAGUCAUACAGUGAGUAUGUUUUACCUUUAUUAGAAACCGCUGAAUGGUUUUCCAGAUUGACAGUGUGUCAUAUGUGUUCUCUUUUAUUUGGAUUUUUUUCCCCCUGUGCUUAUCUUCUGAAAAUGACAACCUCACAAGGACAAGAGAGUUAGAUUAAUGGGGCUAUGCAGGUAGUUGGGAGGGAAUAGAAGGACACAGUUUUCCAGAGGUGAGUUUCUUGAGCUACACUGCUACAAGAUUGGGCAGUAUUACUAUGGCAGAUUACCCUUGAUUACCAGUUCAAUACAGACAUCAAGCAUGGAUAUAACCCACAAAUGCCACUUGUUUUGGCAUACAAAAGAAGGCUUCUAAAUUUUAUCUUGUAAUAAGAAUUUGUCAUCAAGUUCUGUUUUGUGAUUUUGCUGUUGUUGUAGAAAAACAAUCAGAUAAGGAAGACAGGUCAAGGAGAGCUUAUUUUGGAGGAAAAUUAGGCAAGACAGGAAAGGGAAUACUAACAGGUCACACAAGAUGAAUUUAGCUAGAAAGGGAAAAACUUACCUGUCCCUGAAAGGAAUUGGUCUUGCCUGCCAAGGUUGGUUAUGGACUCCAUCUCGUGAAGCCUGAGAAAAGGUUAGUUGACCAUUUCACCAUUUCUGGUAUGGUUAAGUUUUGGGGAUGGCAGGGAUGAGGCUUAUAUUUUGCUGUGCUGUGUGAUUCUGAUUUAGAACAGUGUCUUGUUCUAAUGAUGUCUAAUCGGAUGUCCAUUUACACAAUGGGAGCAGUGCUUGGUUCACUUGCGAAGGCCACAUUUUACCCAGCCACAUAUUGGGUAUGGGGCCUGAUAGUGGGAUUGCUUCUAAGUGAAAAGACUAUGUAAUUUGGAUACUGACAUAUUGGGAUUUUCCAGGGCUUACCAUUGGUCUCUGGGACCAUAGAAUGGAAUAUUUGAAUUUAGAAUUACCAUAGAACUCCCAGACAAAUGAUUGCCCUAAUACUUGUUGUCUGAGAUUGUAAAAUGUGAACAUUUCAGUUGAGGGUUUUGUUUUUGUUUUUGGAGAAUAUGCCUGUGCAGUUCAUGGAGGGAAAAACAUGAUGUUAUUAACCGGGCUCCCAUAGGUGUACUUUGUACUUGAUUUUGUUUGAAGUUUGUCUAUUUCCUGCUUGAUGACCAGUGAUGUUUUUGGUGGAGGAGAAGGUGAAACUAGGAACCAAGAAAUGGGGACAGGGAAGGGGUGGUUGGAGCUGGAGAUGGGGCAUCCAAAUCCUAGCCUCAGUCGAGUCAUUAUCCUUUUGUUCUCUUCCCAUCUCUUGAGAGUAGCACCAGGUAUGUAUCAGUGCUUUGUGAUGCCUUAGCUCUUGCCUUUCAUUUUUUUUCUGCUUUCUAAGCCUUUUUACAUUGUGGUCGUUUAGUAGAUACUUCUGCCUGGAUAAACUAUGGGACUGAUAAUUUUGUGUUAGUCAUCUAGGGAAGUAUAUGUGGGUAUAGCCUUCACUUCCCAUCACUUAGAAGUACACUGAGUACCUACUAUAUGCCAGGAUCUAGAAGAAAUUUGAUUUAUAGUUAGAUAAUAGGGUGGAUAAGCUUAGGAAAACCAAGUGUGCCAGAGUCUGAGAUCUUAGGCAGUGUUUCCUUAGAUGAUAAGAUUCUCCUGGGACACUUGAUAAUAUCCAUAUUCCUACUUCUCACCUUAGGGUAAUCUUUUCAGGUAAAUCAGAAAUGGGGUCCUGAAUCUAAUAUGCAUCCUGAUUCAUUCUUACUAAACUUAUUUAGGAGACCCUGACUGAUCUAGGGAUAGAGUAAGAUCACAAGAGGGAACUGCAGGAUUUCAUGAGAUCCUUGACUGCCUUGCAACUGCAGGCAUAAUUUGUGUUUGAAAAUGAUGUGUAUUUUCAUGGGGAGAGAGACUGGAGCUUUUAUCCUAUUGUCACAAGGGCUAAAGAUAGUAAUCUCUGGUCCAUGAGCACAUGUAUUUGCCUUUUUUAUUCUCUAAUCUAUCAGCAGUGCCUACAACCAUAUCUGGCUCAUAGAAGGCACUCAACUGUUGAGUAAACACAAGAAAUAAUGUUAUUUUGUGAUCCCUCUGAGCCAGGAUCUUUAUGCCCACUCUCUAAAACUUGGUUUUCAUAAUGCAGUGAGCUAUAUGAGUUUUUCUCCCACCUAAUCAUUGAGAGAAUUUAGGUCCAGAGAAUAUAAGUAAUUUUCCUGAGUCCACACUGCUCAUUUGUGGUAGAACUGGGCUUUGUAGCUAUGUCUGCCAUAUGCCAGAGUCCUUGCGUUUUCACUGUACUGUGUUGCUUUCUGGUUUGUCCACGUUUGAUAAUUUGGUUCUGAUUUACUGGUUGUCUUUCGGAAACCUUGGUUACUUAGGAAAAACAGCAUUAUAAUAAAACAAAAAAUUGCUUAAUUGGGCUCUGCAAUGGGGAAAAUUCUUUGGGGUUUUUAGAUCAAAUUUUCAGUAAAGUGUUUAUCUUGGUAUUAGCUUUCUCCACUUUUGCAUUCUCUCUUUUUAUGGAGCUCUAGGUCUUUGGGUUUUUGUUGUUUUCUCAUGCUGCCGUCCAAAUUCACCUGUGCCUCAACACAGAAUUAGUGUAAAUUGCUAUUUUAUUUGGACAGUAAGUAUUCACUGUGCACUUGCCAUAAGCUCAACACCGUGAAUGACACUGGGAAAUACAAAAGAAUCUAUGGAUGUUGAACUUGCUGCUCUUGGAACUUACAGUACAGCCAGAGCUUCAAGACUCCUGUCAUAUCACAGCAAAAAAGGUUGGAACAUGGGCAGGGCAUGUGGGCAGGAAGGCUGUCUAGGGGCUCUGCUCUGUCUGUAUCAGAGGGGAGCUGCCAUACCCACAGCAAUGGUCCUCCCACUGCCCUGGACUCCCCUGGAGAGGUUGUAUAUGGAUUUGUUUUGUUUUGUAAAUAGAAUGAACUAACUGAAAUGGAAAGUUUGUUCACAGUCUGGAAAGAUCGAAAAAGCAAGGGGGAAGCUAAAGCAAUAUAAUAAUAGGGUGAUAAGGGAAAAUAAAUGGACAAGGUGGGCAGAUGUUAGAAAUGUUUCUUAGGUGAAAAUGAAGAUACGAAGAUACGAUUUGGGAUUGUUUAGUUCUAGGGAGCGGUAGACACAUAAUUGCUUCCAACUCUUCAGGACUCUCCACUGCCAAUAAAAUAAAGUCCAAACCUCUUAGCAUUCAGGGUCCUUCCCAGAUUGCCAGGAUCUCCUGCUCCAGGCUGAUGUCCCAUUCCUUCCCCUUAGGGCUCUUCCUAGAUCUUCAGCCAAGCCCAGCUACUGUUUCCUGGGCUCUUGGUGUAAAUUUGACUACAGAUGAUAGUAAAAUAAAAAUUCGUAAAGUAGACCGUAAUGAAACAGAUGUGCAACAGUAAACUGUGGUACAGAAGUGCUCAGUGAACCCACUUCAUUUGUUCUCCUUUGUGUUUGACCUGCAUGGUGGCCAGAGGUGCUUCUGACAAUUUUCACUUUGUAUACUUUUGUUCCUUGAUAUAGCCCAACACAUUAUGACCACCCUCACUCACGGAUUCACUAAAAAUUUGGCUCUUCACUGUGGUUUGAAUCCACGGGGCAUUGAUCACCCUGCCCAUGCUGAAGGUAUUAAACUGCAAAUUGAAGGUGAAGGUGUGGAAUCUCAAUCCAUUAAAAACAAAAAUUUCCAGAAGGUGCCUGACCAGAAAGGAACCCCCAAGCGACUGCAGGCAGAAUCUGAGACGGCUAAGUCAGCUACAGUGAAGCUGUCUAAACCGGUGGCUCUAUGGACCCAGCAGGAUGUCUGCAAGUGGUUGAAGAAACAUUGUCCGAAUCAGUAUCAGAUCUACAGUGAGUCAUUCAAACAGCAUGACAUAACUGGGCGAGCCCUGCUGAGACUUACUGACAAAAAGCUUGAGCGAAUGGGGAUUGCCCAGGAGAACCUCCGGCAGCACAUCUUACAACAGGUGCUCCAGCUGAAGGUGCGAGAAGAAGUCAGGAAUCUACAGUUACUCACACAAGGUACCCUGUUGCUUCCUGAUGGGUUGAUGGAAGGGGAGAUGGGAAGAAAGAAAACCUUACUAUUAGGACAGAUGGAAGCCAGGGAGAAUUUUUUACUAUUUCUUUGCAGAAUUUCCUUUCUAGAAAAUAGUACACAGAUUUAAAGAUUACUUCCCUUUGAAAACAUUUUUCAUAGCUCACUAGAGAGAAGGAUGCACAGAUAAGUAAUGGAUGAGCAAACAGAAUUACCUGAGCUAACUUCAAGUUCAUCACAUACAGUUGUAUGGAUUGUAUACUGCACAACCCCAAAGAAUACCAGUCACAUCAAUUGGGGUACGAUUGCACUCACUAGAGUUGUAUAGUAUGCAGCCUGCACAGCUGUACAGUCCAGCUCUAGCUAUCUUCACCUGCGCCAGUUGUGAGGGUGCUUUAGAAUUCGAGUGAUUGUAGUUAUGAUGAUCAGUGAUAUAAGUGGAGUUUUUGUUGUAUUUUUAUUUUGCUUUUCACUGGUUACUGGGAGAAAAAUAUUUUAGAUAUGUAUAACUAUAUGUGAAUGUAUUAUACACACACACUUUAGAGAUUGUAAGAACCCCAUUUAGCUUCUUGAAAGAAUAAUUUUUAAAAUAGACUACAGUGAAUCUAGGACCAGACUGUUAAGCGUAUAUAAUUCUUAACAGGAAUUAUAAAUAACUUCAAUAUGAUGAGAGCACUUAAGAGCUCAAUAACUGUUGAAGUGACAAAACUAGAAUUCUAAGAAAGCCGUAAGUUACACUAUAUGUAACUUAUAUGUCUACAUAAGAUUUGGAUACUAUCAACCUUCAUUGGCUAUAAACUUUAUUUGUUUUAUUUUAGUGUCCAUUGUACAUCAUUUUAAAUGAAAGGAUGAUAAAAUAUGUGUUUUUGAGAGCCUUGAGUAUUUGUCAUUCUGCAGAAUAUAGUAAUUGCAUGCGUACUGAUAUUGGAGAAAUCUGGGUCAGCCAAGUUUCACGUUAUUGCAUUUAGAUUAACCUAGUAAUAGUCCAUUUGCCUAGAGGAAAUAAUGUGCUCCCUGAAAGAUGACUAUUCUAGAAGGAUAAAUGUAGACUUCAAGUGAGCAUAAAAUAGUAUUGUUUGUUUUAUAUGCAUUAUUUGCAUUUUGUCCCCAGAGACUUCCAAUGGUGAAUUUACUGGUAUACUAAGUGAUUUAAAUUUGAAUGUGAAGUACUGAUAUGCUUUUAAGUUUCUUUUAAGAAGUAGAUAGAAAUAUGAAGAUUAUGAUAAGAAAGUUUAUCACAGUGCUAUUUGGAAAACGGAAAAUUUACAAGAGACGUAGAGGUCCAGCAAUAUGAAAAGAAUCAUGUACUUCUGCUUAAAUUCAUAAGAUUCAGUAUAAUGCCCAGUUAUGAAAAUUACAUCUUUAAAGAAUACACGACAACAUGGGAAAUUACUGAAGUCAUACAAGGUGGGGGAAAAGGUCAUGUGUAAAAUCGAAUGCAUAAUAUAAGCCCAAUUUUGUAAAAACCAUAUAUUCUUGUAUCUACAGAGAAAAAAGGACUGUAAGUAAAUAUGCCAACCAUUUUAAUAAGGGAUCUCUCUGGAUUGUGGGAUAAGUGGGUGAUUUAAAUUCUUAUUUUUUCUAUAUUUUCCAAAUCUUCUGCAAAUUCAUAUUACAAUUACAAUCAGAAAUACAAACAUGCAUUUUCUUAACCCUCAACCACAAGCAUAGCUGCCCAGCUUCUGUUUAGUCUCUAUGGUUUUCACAGCUCAUUUUUUUUUCCCCUGUGGUGAUGAUCUAUAGAAUGAGACCUAAUCUCACGUGUGAUGUUCUGUGUGUGCCUUUGUCUCUUUUCCUCUUCUAGUAUCAGCUUGUAGUGUGUUUGCUUUGGAGAAUCAUUUUCUACAGCGCUCAUUGCCCUAGAUGCAUAAUAUAUAAGAUUUUUCCUAAGAUAGUACUCAGGUUUAUUAAACUAAAUAUACAUAUGUGUUCUGGGAAGUUAAUGCCCAGUUCAGCCCUUUCAAUUCAGUUGCUGUCACUUUCUUUAGCUUUGAAAAGCUGCACAUUUUAAAUUCUUUCAUUCAGUACCCUUUGGAAGACCACAUUGUUCUCUACCUCUUGGAUAUUUUGUCUGUGCUGACGUUACCUUUUUUAUGGCUUGUUCUUCACAUGUUUUCUUUUUCGUUUUGGUUUUUUCGAGACAGAGACUCACUCUGUUGCCCAG